Messenger RNA from Linderina pennispora, 1762 nucleotides. Its product is annotated as T-complex protein 1. Gene Ontology annotation, biological process: protein folding. Gene Ontology annotation, molecular function: ATP-dependent protein folding chaperone; ATP binding; ATP hydrolysis activity. Lineage: Eukaryota; Fungi; Kickxellomycota; Kickxellomycetes; Kickxellales; Kickxellaceae. Gene Ontology annotation, cellular component: chaperonin-containing T-complex. The coding region runs from base 79 to 1704 and encodes 541 amino acids. The record is from RefSeq and is a predicted model, not a curated record. The transcript is spliced from 2 exons.
CUUCUUUUCUUUUUCCCCUCUUUCAUAUCUAAUUCACCACUUUCUUUCGCAUUUGCCCCAGAGAAGUGACUUCAGAGAAUGGCCAACACUGCAACUAUCGCGCCGUCGGGCGGAAAGGCGGCUCCCAAGCCUGGCAAGAAGAACGACACCUUCAACAUGAAGGACAAGCCGACGCAGGUGCGUCUGAGCAACAUUACAGCAGCCAAGGCCGUCGCUGACGCUAUCCGCACAAGUCUUGGACCGCGCGGCAUGGACAAAAUGAUCGAGACCGGUAAGAAGGAGGUGGUGAUCUCGAACGACGGCGCGACGAUCCUCAAGCACAUGUCGGUUCUGCACCCCGCAGCGCGCAUGCUGGUUGAUCUGUCGGCGGCGCAGGACGUCGAGGCUGGAGACGGCACAACCUCGGUGGUUGUGCUUGCCGGAAGCCUUCUGUCAGCAGCUGAGAAGCUGUUGCAGAAGGGUGUGCACCCGACGCAGAUUGCAGAGGGCUUCCAGUACGCGGCCAUCGAGGCUGUCAAGAUCCUGGAAGACAUUUCGGUGCCCGUCAGCCUCGACGACCGCGCGUUCCUGCUCAAGAGCGCGACCACGUCGCUGAGCUCCAAGGUUGUGUCGCAGUACUCGAGCAUUCUGGCGCCCAUCGUCGUCGACUCGGUGCUGCGGGUGGUAGAUCCGGCGGCUGACAGCAACGUGGACCUGAACGACGUACGCAUUGUCAAGAAGGUCGGCGGCACUAUUGACGACACCGAGCUUGUGCCUGGAGUUGUCCUGCACCAGAACGUGAUCACAUCCGCCGGUGGCCCGACGCGUGUCGAGAAGGCCAAGAUCGGCCUGAUCCAGUUCCAGCUGUCGCCACCCAAGCCCGACAUGGACAACCAGGUCGUGGUCAACGACUACCGCCAGAUGGACCGCAUUCUGAAGGAGGAGCGGAACUACCUGCUGAACCUGGUGAAGAAGAUCAAGAAGGCCGGGUGCAAUGUGCUUCUGAUCCAAAAGUCGAUUCUGCGCGACGCCGUCAACAGCCUGUCGCUGCACUUUUUGGCCAAGCUCAAGAUCAUGGCGAUCAAGGAGGUCGAGCGCGAGGAGAUUGAGUUUAUCUGCAAGGCCACUGGCUGCAAGCCCAUCGCCGAUAUCGACUCGUUCUCGGAGGACAAGCUGGGCUACGCCGACCUUGUCGAGGAGGUCGAGUCGAAUGGCUCGCGCAUCGUGCAGAUCAGCGGUAUCAAGAACGCCGGUCGCACCGCCUCAAUCGUCAUGCGCGGCGCCAACCAGUACGUGCUGGACGAGGCCGACCGCUCCGUUCAUGACGCGCUGUGCGUGAUCCGCUGCCUCGUCAAGAAGCGUGCCCUGGUUGUCGGCGGCGGUGCCCCCGAGAUCGAGAUCUCGCAGCGUCUGUCGGCGAUUGCCAAGCAGCGCACUGGCUUCCAGGCGAUCUGCUUCCAGGCGUUCGCCGAGGCCAUGGAGGUCAUUCCGACCACGCUGGCUGAGAACUCGGGUCUCAGCCCCAUUGCAAUCGUGACGGAGCUGCGCAACCGCCAUGCGAAUGGCGAGAAGACCGCCGGAAUCAAUGUGCGCAAGGGCAUAAUCUCAGAUAUGCUUGAGGAGAACGUCAUCCAGCCGCUGCUUGUGUCAACCAGCGCCGUCGAGCUGUCGUCGGAGACUGUGCGGAUGCUGCUCAAGAUCGACGACAUCCUGGCUGCUCGUUAAGGAAAGAACUACGUAGAGCUCUUUUACCAAAAUCAAAAUACAGACAUCUCUACAUCUA